AAGAACACAGAGAGAGGGGAGCAGAGACAGAGGGGGCAGCAAGUGAUUUAUCCUGGGACCCAGGAACCCACUGUACCCAAUUGAAAAUCAAAUUCUGCAGAGACAGAGAUAGGAAGAGAAAAAGAAAUAAACAUACUUAACGCCAGGAGCGUCUCUUUCUCUGCCUCACUCCCUCUCUCUGCCCUAGUCCUCUAGUCCCCCAACUCCUGGCCCGUAGCUUUUGCUGGGGAUACCAUGUUGUUCUUCGCCCUCCUGCUUGAGGUGACUUGGAUCUUGGCUACCGGCGGGGGCCACCACUGGACCUAUGAAGGCUUUCUAUCCAUCUCCUCUUCCCCUCAUUCAGCUUUCUUGUCCUCACACAGGCCCACACGGUCAGGACCACUGGCCAUCCUCAUACCCUGAGUGCGGAAGCGAUGCCCAGUCCCCCAUUGAUAUCCAGACAGACAGUGUGACAUUCGACCCUGAGCUGCCUGCUCUACAGCCCCACGGAUAUGACCAGCUUGGCACUGAGUCUUUGGACCUGCACAAUAAUGGCCACACAGUGCAACUCUCUCUCCCCCCCACCCUGUAUCUGGGUGGACUGCCCCGAAAGUAUGUAGCUGCCCAGCUCCACCUGCACUGGGGUCAGAAAGGAUCCCCAGGGGGCUCAGAGCACCAGAUCAACAGUGAAGCCACAGCUGCAGAGCUCCACAUCGUUCAUUAUGACUCUGAGUCUUAUGACAGCUUGAGUGAGGCUGCCCAGAAGCCUCAGGGGUUGGCUGUCCUGGGCAUCCUAAUUGAGGUGGGCGAGGCUGAGAAUCCAGGCUAUGAACACAUUCUGAGUCAUCUGCAUGAAAUAAGCCAUAAAGAUCAGAAGACCUCAGUGCCUCCCUUCAGCGUGCGAGAGCUGCUCCCCCCACAGCUGGACCAGUUCUUCCGCUACAAUGGCUCACUCACCACACCCCCGUGCUACCAGAGUGUACUCUGGACAGUCUUCAACAGAAGGGCCCAGAUUUCAGUAGGACAGCUGGAAAGGCUUCAGCAGACACUGUUCUCCACAGAAGAUGAGCCCUCUGAGGCUCUUGUCCAGAACUACCGAGCUCCUCAGCCUCUCAACCAGCGGACUAUCUUUGCUUCUUUCGUCCCAGUGGGGCCCAUGUAUACUACAGGUGAAAUGCUGAGUCUAGGUGUGGGAAUCUUGCUAGGCUGUCUCUGCCUUCUUCUGGCUGUUUAUUUCAUCGCUAGAAAGAUUCGGAGGAAGAGGCUAGGAAACCGCAAGAGUGUGGUCUUCACCUCAGCUCGAGCCACCACGGAGACAUAAACUCCCCUCUCAGACAUCACGCACACCUUCCCCUUACACUUGUCAGGGAGUCAGUGAAGUGCAGACAGGUCAGAAAAGUUAGGAACAGUAGGCAGACACCCUUCCUUCUUCUGGACACCCCCCACCCUAAAGAUAAGAUCCCCAGUUCUUCUUGAGAAGACAGCAGAGUCUUCAGUUUCUCAAAACAUGUGGGAGACCAGGGACCUGUGUAUACUCAUGCAGAGGGCAAACUAAUUUUGUUUAGUUGUUGAAGUUGAGAAUGUACCCCAAAGCCGCUCAUUCUUCACCUUUAUAUCAUCCCUUCUCCUAGAUAUGCUGCAGGCUCUCCCCAUAGGAAAAAGGGCUGCUGCCGAGAUUAUAUUUUUUGCUCAAUAUAUUUGGAAAUUAAAAGUUUCUGACCUUCA
Messenger RNA from Octodon degus (degu), 1704 nucleotides. It is a transcript of the gene Ca14, whose product is annotated as carbonic anhydrase 14. Lineage: Eukaryota; Metazoa; Chordata; Mammalia; Rodentia; Octodontidae. Gene Ontology annotation, cellular component: plasma membrane. The coding region runs from base 305 to 1300 and encodes 331 amino acids. The record is from RefSeq and is a predicted model, not a curated record. Gene Ontology annotation, molecular function: zinc ion binding; carbonate dehydratase activity. The transcript is spliced from 12 exons.